UCUAGUUCUUAUGUGCACGGAACAGGAAUUAACACCAUUAACUUCUGACAACACUAAACAACACUGGACAGAAACAAACGGCACGGCCUGGAAAAUCAAAUGGAGCUGGAGAACUGCAAUCUCAAAUGAGGCACGUUAUUGGAAAAUUAUGUAAAGAAGACCAGUGACUAGUGGUUUUAUUAUUUGCUUGGGACAAUGGCCUAUUCAAGUUACAGCAGUUUAAACCGUGCCCAGCUCACCUUUGAAUACCUACACACAAACUCGACAACACAUGAAUUUCUGUUCGGAGCUUUGGCUGAACUUGUGGACAAUUCAAGAGAUGCAAAUGCUACAAGGAUUGACAUAUAUACAGAGAAAAGACAAGAUCUUCGAGGAGGCUUUAUGCUUUGUUUUUUGGAUGAUGGUUUUGGAAUGGACCCAAGUGAAGCAACACAUGUUAUUCAGUUUGGCAAAUCCAGCAAGAGAUUUCCUGAGUCCACUCAUAUUGGCCAGUACGGAAAUGGACUGAAGUCUGGCUCAAUGCGUAUUGGUAAAGACUUUAUUCUGUUUACAAAGAAAGAAGACCAAUUAACAUGUUUAUUUUUGUCACGAACCUUUCAUGAAGAAGAGGGAUUGGAUGAGGUAAUUGUUCCAUUACCCAGUUGGGAUCUUAAGACCCAGCAGCCUAUUACUCAAGACCCAGAGAAAUAUGCGAUUGAGACAGAGCUUAUCUUCAAGUACUCACCUUUCAAAAAUGAGGAGCAGCUUUUCCAGCAGUUCAAGAAAAUCGAAGGACCUAGUGGCACUUUGGUUAUAGUUUAUAAUUUAAAACUAAUGGACAACAGGGAGCCUGAGUUGGAUGUGCAGACUGAUCACCAAGAUAUCCUAAUGGCAGGCACAUCUGUAGAGGGAGUAAAGCCUGAAAGGCGCUCAUUUCGUGCCUAUGCUGCUGUUCUCUACAUUGAUCCCAGGAUGAGAAUAUUCAUUCAGGGACACAAAGUCAGGACUAAGAGGCUCUCCUGCUGCUUAUAUAACCCUAGAAUGUAUAAAUACACAUCAACACGGUUUAAAACACGUGCUGAACAAGAAGUGAAGAAAGCUGAUCACCUCGCAAAACUUGCGGAGGAGAAGGCCAGAGAAGCAGAGAGUAAAGCUCGCGCUCUGGAACUGAAGCUGGGAAGUGAUUUAUCAAAAGAGGCCAGGGUUGCAUUGAGAAAAGCUCAAGAUUCUGCUGCAGCACUUCGAGCCGAAGCAUCCAGAAAACAAUCCAUUUAUGCCUCAAAACAGAAGGCACUAAAGGAGCCCAAAGAGCUCAACUUCAUCUUUGGCGUAAACAUUGAAAGGCGAGACCAAGACGGCAUGUUUAUUUACAACUGUAGUCGGCUUAUCAAAAUGUAUGAGAAGACUGGACCACAGCUGGAGGGUGGAAUGGCAUGUGGGGGAGUAGUAGGGGUGGUAGAUGUUCCAUAUCUUGUAUUAGAGCCAACACAUAACAAGCAAGAUUUUGCAGAUGCUAAAGAGUACAGGCACUUACUCAGAGCCAUGGGAGAAUAUCUUGCUCAGUACUGGAAGGACAUUGGUGUAGCCCAGAAAGGCAUAGCCAAGUUCUGGGAUGAGUUUGGUUACUUGUCGGCAAACUGGAAUGCUUCACCUUCAAAUGAUCUGAGGUUCCGUCGACGCAGAGCCAUGGAGAUUCCAGUCACGAUACAAUGUGAUAAAUGUCUGAAGUGGCGAACACUGCCAUUUCAGAUGGAUGCUGUGGAUAAGCGCUAUCCAGAUAGCUGGGUUUGUCUCAUGAAUCCUGAUGGAACACAGGAUAGGUGUGAUGCUCCUGAGCAGAAGCAGAAUUUACCAAUUGGUGUUUUGAAAAAAGACACCAAAACCUCACAGGACAAACAGAAAGAGCUUUCUGAGAAAAUUCGUCAGCAACAGGAGAAAUUAGAGGCCCUACAGAAAACCACAACUGUAAAGUCAGCGGCAGAUAUAAAACAGCUUCCUUUAGAGGUUAGCACAAAACCUACAGAAGUGCGGACAGCACAGGCUGCCACUCGGUCAUCACAGCGUGCAGCUGCCCGUCCACGUUCACCUCCGCUUCCUGCUGUAGUCAAAAACGCUGCUAGUCAGCCGACUAAAACCCAGUCCCCUAAGUCUUCAACCCCUACACGUCUGACUAGAACCACUGCAGCUGCUUCCACUUUAGCCAAAGGCAAAUCGACACCUACCACACCAGCCAAAUCAGUAAAAGUUGCCCCUAAAGCUGCAGCCACACCUCCAUCAAAAAAUCUGGCUCGCAGAAGUGCGUCUCAAUCCCGCAGUUCAACACCGUCCUCCACAAAGCAAUCUAGCAGACAAGCUUCAGCUAGCAAAAGAGGAAGUGCCAAAAAGGGUAAAGCGCAAGACGAUGAAGAGGAAGAAAGUGAGGAAGAAGAGGACCAAAAAGAGGAGGAGGAAGAAGAGGGUGAGAGCGAAGAGGAGGAAGAGCCACAACCCAAGAAAUCUAAACUGGCAGCAACUGCUCAGGAUCAUGGAAAAGUACAAGUGCAAAAGAAGGUCCCAACAACCAAAGAAGUUAACAGCACAGAGGGAGUAAGCAAUAGCUCAGAGGAUGAUGGAGUGAAAAAUGCCCAUAAAGAUAAAGGUUUGCUGGUUGAGGCUAAGGUAAAUGGAGAAUGGUUCACUGGUCGGGUGACUGCAGUAGAGACUGGAAAGGACAGUGUGCGCUGGAAAGUCAAAUUUGAUUAUGUCCCCACGAACACUCCACGAGACCGCUGGGUGUUUAAGGGCAGUGAUGAUGUUCGUCUCAUGCGUCCUGCUUCACCAGAGUCACAUAGUCCAGACACAAAUCAGGGCCCAGCACGUUCUGUAACCCCGCCGACGGCAGCAGAACCUGAUACAACCCAGAGUGGCCCGAGCAGAGAAACGACAGAAGGUCUUGUCACUAUGAUGAGGACGUUGUUGAGGUACUUUUUCCCACCGGAUUUCCGAAUCCCAAAAGAUUCUGUCAACACUAUGAGUGCUGAGGACCUUGUGGCCUUCCCCAUUAAAGAGUAUUUUCAACAAUACGAGGCAGGGCUGCAGAAGCUUUGUAACUCGUACCAGAGUCGUGCUGAUUCUCGCGCUCGGGCCGUGGAGGAAAAGAGCAGUGGAGCAGAGGCCAAACUCAAAGAGUCGGAGGAGAAACUUCGCAAACUCCGAACAAACAUUGUCGCACUGCUGCAGAAAGUUCAGGAGGAUAUUGAAAUUAGCAGUGAUGAUGAACUGGAUGCCUACAUUGAGGAUCUAGUUACCAAGGGAGAGUAAAGCGUGGAAGUUGUCUGUACAGCUGUUCCUGAUCUUCAUUCUCACAUUGUCUCAGACUUAGUUUUUUAUUUGUUUCUAAAUAUGCCUUGCUUAUGUUUUAUGUUCUGUGGACUGAAGUUGUCGAGAGUUUUAGGUUCUUCAUUCACACCCAAUUCCAUAUCUGAGCAAGCAGUAUUUUACCACUGUUAAUACGGCUUCUUCUCUACCGGAUGCUUAUAUUUUAAACAAUGACCAAAGGAGCCAAAAGCCCCACAUAUUUUGUUGGACAUAUACACUAGCCGGUUUCAUUUGAACAUGUCAUUCAAUUGUUAAGUAAUUUCUUUGCAAAGGAUGAUUAGUAUUUUGCAACACGUCAUUCCCAGCUCUGAAUUGCUCUGUCAGUUUGCUCUUUCAGCAAUUAAAACAAACAAACAAACAAAAAUACUGUUUAAAGAAGGCUGUUUCCAAACCAGUAUGACUGUGAGAGGGUUUCAAAGAAUUUUCAGAUUCCUAUUUGCUGCUACAUUUUUGUUUGUCCCUACAUUGUCUGUUUUUCAAGCAUGAUUGUGUUGUCCAAAACAGUCCAUUUUCUUCCUUUAAGUGUAAUACAAUUUACCCCUUCUUCAGAAACAUUUAGUUAUCAUCUUUAUAUCUAAGUAUAUUUUUAAAACAAUUUUAAGAAAACGUUCCAAUAAAAGUUAGGGUGUAAA
Trichomycterus rosablanca is the source of this 3968-nucleotide messenger RNA. RefSeq names its product MORC family CW-type zinc finger 2 (gene morc2). The record is from RefSeq and is a predicted model, not a curated record. NCBI's taxonomy places the organism in Eukaryota, Metazoa, Chordata, Actinopteri, Siluriformes, Trichomycteridae. The coding region runs from base 196 to 3279 and encodes 1027 amino acids. Gene Ontology annotation, molecular function: zinc ion binding. Gene Ontology annotation, cellular component: nucleus. The transcript has 27 exons.